Messenger RNA from Aspergillus lentulus, 894 nucleotides. NCBI's taxonomy places the organism in Eukaryota, Fungi, Ascomycota, Eurotiomycetes, Eurotiales, Aspergillaceae. The record is from RefSeq and is a predicted model, not a curated record.
AUGACAACUGCGCGAGGUGACCGCAAGUCUGUGUUGAUCACUGGGUGCUCUCCCGGUGGAAUAGGCAAUGCACUCGCCCGCGAGUUUCAUCGCAAUGGUUUGCGCGUAUUUGCAACGGCGCGAGACGCAACGAACAUCGAUGAUCUAGCAGCCCUGGGUAUCGAGACGCUAGACUUGGUGGUGGACGACGACGAAAGUGUCAAAACCUGCUGCUCCGAAGUUGAAAAAAGACUUGGGGACAAGGGACUUGAUUUUCUUGUUAACAAUGCGGGCCGAAACUACACUGUUCCAGCUACUGAGAUAGACCUUGGGGAAGCCCGGAAAACUUUCGAAACCAACUUCUUCGCGGUCAUCUCUAUAUGCCAGGCCUUCUUGCCAUUGCUGAUUAAGUCAAAGGGCACUAUUGUGAUGAUUGGUAGUGUGGCUGGGAUCAUACCUUAUGUGUUCGGGUCGGUCUACAACGCCUCAAAAGCCGCGCUGCAUUCGUUCAGCGACACGCUGCGGGUGGAACUUGCUCCCUUCGGCGUAAAUGUCACAACUGUCAUCACUGGGGGUGUACAAUCCCGCAUUGCUCGUACUAAGCGAACUCUCCAGCCGAACUCCCUGUUCACUCCUAUCGAAGACGAAUACGCACGCCGUGUGACGCACAGUCAGGAUGGCGCGAUGCCACAUACUGCAUAUGCGCGAAGCGUUGUAGCGCAGGUCUUGUACGGAUCAGCGCCAUGGCGCUGGUUAUGGCCCUGGGCGCAAGGACGAAAGAGUUGGAUCUGGGAAGGCAACAAGAGCUGGCUGAUAUGGCUCCUAUGUGGCGGUUGGGCUUGGACGGGUCUAUUUCAUGGCGCCAUGACGCGGAUGUUCAAGCUCUACAAGUUGAAAAAUGCCAUAGGGAAGUAG